UUAUUUCUUUUUUAUAAAAAAAUUUAGUUAACAUUGAUUUAUAACAAUAUUAUAUUAUUAAUUAUGAAAUUAAUUAAUAUGUUAUUUUAUAAAAAUAUUUAAAUUUUAAGGAAGAUUUUGUUAGAUUUUUCUCAACAGAUUUUGUUAUAAUUAAAAAAUAAAAUUCAAAUUUAUAGUUGGUUUAUUAUUAAUGUAAAUAAUCAAAUAUGUCAUAUUAACUAUUUCUUUAGGUGGUCCUACUAUGACUUACUAAUGGUAGAUAAAAAUAGAACCCUAAAUUAAUAGAUUAGAUGGUUAAGAUAACAAUAAUAUUAUUGUAAUAAUAUCAAAUACAUUGAUAAAUUGAAAAAAUUUUCUACUCACGUGCGGGUUAAAAUCUAGUUUUAGAAUUAUACAACAUCUUGGUUCUUACCAGAGUUUUUUUUUGGGAGGGGUGUGGGAGGAAGGGGUGAGGAUAUUUGGAAGUGAUAUGUGCGUUUUGACCAGUAUUGUUUACGGCUAGUAAUUUGUCAAAAUCGUUUUGAAUAUAGAAAACCACUAAGGGGGUGACUGUGUGGAUGUAAUUUUUUUUUUUGUGAGACUGUAUGUUUUCUUUUUGUGAAGUAUGUCUUUUUUCGGUAAAAGUGACUGUAUGUUUACCAUAGAAUAUAUUUUUAUUCUAACUUCUAAGUUAUUAUAGUUUUAACUAAAAUAUUAUCAAUCAGAUAGAAAAUAUUUUUUUUCAUGUUUACUCUAGCUACUGCUUUAACAGAAAAAUACAUUUUUUAUUUUUUUUAAUUUAGCUAGAGUAACACUAUUUACUCCAUUUUUCACUUUUUCUUUCUUAUAUUUUCUCAUUUUUAGUUUCAUUUCUUGAUUUUUACUUCACUUUACUCUAACCAAAUCAAUCUACUACGAAACCACAUUAUCAGUUCAAAUCAUAAAACACAGUCCAUAAAAAAAAUCACACUAAUAUCUUUUAGUUCUCUUUUAUUGGUCAAGUUCUCCCAUUGAUUUUUCCUUCGGGUGGAAGACAGGAAAUGAAAAUGGUCUCAAAUCAUCUGUCACAACAAAUUAGUGUUUUUUGUAGCAAAGCAUACAAAAAUAUAUAUUUUAAAAAUAUAUAUAUGUGAGACAGUCUAUUCUGUCCGUACUAAUAGGUGAGAGAGAGUAGAGAGAGAGAGAGUAGAUCCGCUUUUGGCUCCGGCGGACGGUCGGCGCGUGAGCGCGCGUGCCGUCGCCGGAGACCUCGUCCUUCCGUUUAAGUUUGUUCUUUCUGCUCCUCCGUCGUCUCCUUUCUCAGAUCGUCUUGUCUGAGCCCUGGUCCAGGUCAUCUAUCAUCGUUCAUCUCCGGGAGAUUACGAUCUCAACGGUGGCUCUGUUACUGGUGUUAAGGCGCGGUCGUGUGGAGAGGAUGGUGUGGUGAUGUCGUCCGGUAGUUUCAGUUUCGUUUCCGGGAGACAGAGGCUCAAUAAGCUCUGUCGCCGCCGGCUCUUGCUUCCGGGAGGAGGAGGCUUCCUCAGAUCCUCGUUCUCCGGCUUUGUUUCCGGGGCGCCAAGGCUUCUAUAGCUCGGCGUCGUCGGCUCUCGGUGUUCUAUGUCCGUCGUAGACUACGGUUUGUGGCCCGAUUUUGGGUCGGGUUUGUUUCUUAGGUUAUGAGGUUCGUGGCUUUGAUCUCUUGGAGGAGCUCUUGAAUAGAUCGAGAAGGCUAUCCAUGGUGAAGAUAAAGCGUGGUUAAAAAGAGAUGGUUCGGUGGAGGCUUGCUGGUGAAUCGAGCUCUGGCGUAACUAGGGUUGGAUGGAGGGUGCCGGCGGCGCAUAGGCGAGCACGCGGUCAGGUCGAGGCGGAUGGGACGCGUGUCGUUCCCGAGGAAGAAGUUCUCAUCACUUGUUGGGCCUCCUUGAUGCGGGCCUGCUUAAGUCGUCCGGGCUUCCUUCUAGUUGUUUGGGGCGUAGGCCCGUGUAGUUGUGAGUAGUUGGCCAUGUGUUGUUGGGCCUUAAGUGUUUUAUCGUUUGGGCUUUGGCCAGUGUAGUUGCUGGGUUUGGUUCUAUGUUUUCUUAAUAAUAAAAUCUUGACGGAAAAAAAAAACUUACCCAAAAGCUACAAUAAUUGAAGAAAAUACAAAUAAAUAAAAUGUGAAUUUCCAUCAAUUGAUUUGAGGUGGCAGGGAGACCACUCAUAGUUGGGACGGCACCUAAAUUGUAUGAAUUCCAGAAUUAGAAUUAUUCCUUUUUUCUUAAGCUUAUCAAGAUAUAUAAUUUUUUUUUCUUGUGUAAACCGUUUAAUCAUUUAAGAACUUAAGAAAAAGGCGACAGUUUGAUUGUAAUCCCUUGUUCGAAUACACGGGCCCUGGUCUUGAUGCGGUCAUUAAUACUCACAACAACGUAUAUCAGUCGAAAACAACCCAAAUUACAUGCAUUAAUCAUUCAAUCGAGUGAACUUCGAAUCUCCAUCUUAUUUGUGGGUUACAUCAAAAUCCAAAUUUAUUUUACCUGAUACUAUCUACUCCUAUCUUUUAUUUUUUUGUAAAAUGUUCAAAUGGUACUAUCUAUCUUGAAGUUUGGUAAAGUCAAUUUAGUAUUUUAUCAACAUGUUAAAUUUAGAUUUGAUACAAAACAAGCAAAAUGGUGAACCAGAGUUUGCAUGGGAAAACAGAACAAGACCAAAAGACUUUUGUCAAAAAACAAGACCAAAAGACAAUUCGACCACAAAAUGGAGGACCGUAAAAUGUUUGCAAUUCACAAAUGGUUAAAAAGAAAUAAUACUAAUAUACUUUACGAAAAACGAUAGUUCAGAACAACUGAAAAUAAAAAUAAUUAGAUGAAAUAAAAUUAAACGGAGGCGCGUGUUGUUCGACGGAGAGAAAGUCGCGUGAAUGUACGGAAGCUUUAGACAGCCUGGAAAUCACAUACGUGUCGUGUAAGAAUGAAAGUGAGCACCUUUCAAUUAUCACCGUCGAUCCGUAGGUGAAUUGCACGCUCUGCCUUCAUGCCAUGUGGCAGUGGUUCCAUACAAUAUGCAGUUGGAGUUAACUGAAAGCAAUUACUAUAACGUAUUUUAAUCGAAAACUGCUGAAAAAUAAUAUGGAAAUAACACAUUCAAAAGUGAUCCCACAUGAAAGAAUUAUUAUUGAAUGUUAAAAAGGUCCAAGAAAAUAAUAAAAUUUUAGAUGGCAUUACUUAUUGUUGUUUAAUCAAAUCGGACAAUUAUCCAAAUUUUGAUUUGUUUUCAUGAAAACUUUAAAUCAAAAGAUAAAGAGGACGGACCUAUAUUUAAAAUGGGCAUUACUAUUGUGCAUGUCUUGGUGCGACUUUUAGCAUUAUUGCGAUAUAAAGACUAAUAAAAUCAAUGAAAUAUUAAUUUCACUGACAUUAUCUUACAGUUUGUGAUCAUUUUGAGCAAUUUUGUUUAAUUAAGUGGGUUGUUUAACAUUUAAAAGAUACAACUAGAUUUUAACCGCACUUAAAAGUGCGGGUUUGUUUUUUCACCUCUUGAUCUAAUAUUGAUUGGAAAACUACUUUUAUCUUUUGUUUCAAAUCUUACAAAUUUAUGUUUUAAAAAAAAAAUCAAAGUGUGGUAUUUAUUCGAAGUAGAUUUAAAGAUUAUGUGUGAUUUAAUAGUAUAUAUAUAUAUAUAUAUAUGUAUAUUAUAUAUUGAAGAAUAAUGUGUUUUCAAUAUUGAAAUGUAGUAACAAUAUGACUUGCUUAUUUUAAAUUGAAAAUGAAUUUCUAUUGUUACAUAUUUGUAUCACAGUUAUAACCAUCAAUAUAUAUUAUUUUUAUCUAUAUUCAAUUUCAAAUGUACUACUUUUUGGACUCGUUUUCAAAGCACGAGUAUAUUUGUUUGUUGACAAUUUUAGUAAAAUUUGCAUGAAUUUAUAAAAUUUUAUUAUAAAAAAUAAUUUAAGAGUUUUUUGUUAUGAUGUUUGAAUUUUAAGAAGCGUUUUCCUAUCCGACUCGGAGCCGUGAUCAAACAGUAUAUCCGGUACCCAGUAUAUAAUCUGGUUCGGAUUUAAAAAAAUGUUAAUUAAAAAUCUGAUAUAAUCCGGUAAAAACUCCAAGAGUCCACUAUUAUUGGAAGUAGUUUUUAUAAAAAAUGAUUUAAAUCUAACAAAGUUAAAAAAAAAAAAAACAAACCCGUGGUCUCAAAUAAAUUAAUUUAAUUUCUUAAAAAAUAAUAUAUCAUGUGGUCAAAUUCGAUAUAUAUGAUUCUGAUGGGUUAUAGUCAUACUAUUGUAGUACAUUGUUAUACUAUAAUUUUGAGUAAUUAUAUGUUAAAUAAUAACAUAUGUGGCUAAAAAAAUUUUCUACUGAUUUGUGUAUACUAAAAGUAUUGUUUAAUUUUGUCAUAAAACUUUCUUAUAUGACAAUUCGAAUGAUUACUAAUAACAUUUUAAGUUACAAAAAAAAAAAUUAAUGUUGCAGCUCUAAAGUUGGUUGUUCGUGUUUUAUUAUUUGUAGGUGGAAGAAAAGAUCAAUGCAUGAUUUGCAUAUACCAGUUCGAUGGGCUCUUAUGCAUGAAUCAAAGUGAAUAUGUCAAAUUUAUUUAAUAAAGUAGUGUUUUAUCAUAUUUGAAAUCGUAAGGUAUGUAAUCACUAAUUUAGUAACGAUUCAAAAUAUUAAUCCUAGAUAAUAGGCAUUAUUAUUAGGAUAUUUUUUGAAAAUAAUGGUUCCACAAUAAUAGGAUAAUUAACAAUAGGAUAUAAGAGAAAAAUAGAAAAUAUGACAUAUUAAUAGUUUAGAUAUAUUUAGUUUAAUUUGUAGGUUAAAAGGAAAAGGUCCAACAACCUUACAUAAGUAGAUUUUUUAGGACUUUUUCCCUUAUAAUAGUAUUGAUGCUAAUAAAUUGAUUGAUAAAGUUAAACCAGAUUAAACAAUUAAUAAAUAAUACUAAUAAGAAUACAUAUUGGGAAAACCAACCCCUACAUUUUCUUUUAUCAAAAAGAAAACAUUAAAUUUUUGUGUACCUGAUUAUUUUACCAUUUUAGAGUUUACAAAAAGCUAGUACUAUCCAUAAUUUCCAAGAAGUUCCAAUUCAUAGAAUCUAUGCAGAAGUCGGAACAAACAAUGCCCAUGUGAACUUCACAUUCACAUCUCAAAACUUCGUUUCCCGAUGGACACACGACUCUAAGUAUAUGUAUAAUCUAUUAUAAACUAAUAGACAUUGUAAUUGAUUAAUGUACGUUACAUGAAUACUACACGUGAAAGGUUAAAAAGAAAAAAAUGUGAAUUACAACAAAAAAAAGGAGAAAUGUGAAGCAUCGAUUGGCCAGAUCCCCAGAGGGGGGAGGGAGGACACAGUGCUCUGAGUUAAUAAGAUUUGAGAUCUGCGACGUUAAAACUCAAAACGAGUCGAAACCAAAUAAUUAAUAACUUUUUUGUACUGUCAUCUUCAACUUGCUUCAUUAAAAAGACGACGCAUGAAAUAGAUAACAAGAGGAGGAAAACCAAAUUUGCUUUCGUUGGCUUCAGGUGCAAGACGCAUGAAGCCGACAUGAAUAAAGGAUGGCUCGUGUAUGGAUUUAUCUCUACUAAUAAUAUCCGCUGUAUUUUUCCACUGGCUAAUCAUAGAUGAUGACAGUGUCGUCUCAACAAAACUAAUUUUAUUACAUCAUAAAAAAUAGUAGUAUUAUUAUUAUUACAUACAGCGAAAGUAAUGAAAGCGGGUAUGAAUGAAUUAAAGGCAGUUUUGCCGACAUGCAGACAUGAGACAUGUAGAUAGAUUGCGGCCCGAGAAGGUGACAUGCGCAAAUCUAUUUGAUAAGACUCGGAAUCUUUUCAUCACGAGAUCUGACCCUAUCUUCCUCCAUUAUCAUUUCUCAUGACAUGGUUUAUCACUUCAGUAUUUAGCAUGUGUGGAUAAUGUGCGACGAUACCUGUUUGAGGAUUCCGCCUGAAAAUAAUUUUAACCAAGAUCAACCACACACGAAUUACGAGUUCAUUUAUAAAUAUUUAACCAACUCUAUAAGGAAAAAAAGAUAAACACACACUUUCUGACUGCCUCCUGGAGUGUACAGUGUACUAUGUUGUAAAGUUCAUCUUCACUAUUUCAUUUUUUUUUGUGCAAACUGAAUUCAUUCAUAAUUUUAAGUUAGUUCAAGGCCUGUAGAGUCUGUUUGGCCACAGAUUUCAGUUCUAACAUUAGCUGCUCUAAGAAUAAAGAUAAACUUGAUUGUUUUAAAUGAAAGAGAUAGAAGAUAGAUAUCACGAAGGAUUCCAAAAAUCUAUAGCUUCAUCUCCUGCCGAUUCAGAGUUUUGAUUAAGAUCUGCGAGUUUGAAAAGAGCGAGAUGAAAUCGAUUCCGUGAUCUAGAGCAAAGGUCAUGGCCGUGGAGACAGCCAAGGUUUCUGCCAUGAGGGACGACGACGAGACAAGUGUCGAAGUCGCUUCAUAUUUCUGAAAUAUACUAAAAGAAAAAAAAUCAAUAUAAAAAACAAUAAUCUAGCGUGUUACGUCAAAGGGAUGAUACCAUAACAUAAUACCCAUGGCAUAAUACCCUACUAAUCAUCUAGUAAAUUCAUUAUGCACGAAAGUCAUGCAUGAUUUGAUGACUAGCUUUUUCUUUUGGUAAUAUAUUUUAAAAUCAAAAGAAAUCAGAAGCACUUUGGAUUUGCCAAAUAUAGACAAUAAUCAUAAUUCCAAUCCAUCAUCAUGGUGUAAAAGUGGAGUAUACUUGGAAUUAAUAAACGAACCAAAGUUCAUUCAUAACUGAAACGAACCAAAGUUCAAAUAGGGGAGAAAAGAGUUAAACUACUAUAUAUCAAUUAGUUCGAACUUCAAAUGGCUAAACUAAAAGAAAAAAAAAUCAAUAUAAAAAACAAUAAUUUAACGUGUUACGUCAGAGGGAUGAUACCAUAACAUAAUAACCCAUGACAUAAUACCCUACUAAUCAUCUAGUAAAUUCAUUAUGCACGAAAGUCAUGCAUGAUUUGAUAACUUUUUUUUUUUGCCAUCUAGUAUAUUGCAUUCAUAUGACAAAGGGUUCAAGUUUUUGUACAACACAGACUAACCAAAGGAGGUAUAUAAACAUCAAAAAACAUGAGAGCACCAUCGAGGUGCACCAGUUGCAACGUAGGAUUGAAAUCUGAAGUCCUGAACUGCACUAGUAGCUAUAAGGCGUGCUCCUCUGUUAGCUUCAAACGAUUCACAGAGCACCCGCGAAGCCAAAAAAUUCCUUAGUAAUAAUCUGAUUUCCAUCACUUUGAACUUGAAGGAAGGCCAUUCGCGAGGUCUGAUGAUGGCAUUUACUAGCAUUCUUCCUUCAAAAGCAAAGUGUACCUUUAAGUAUCUGUGAUUCUUCAUGCUUUCAAUAGCCCAAGCAACACUGACAAAUUGGGCUUCACUUUUCGAUUCCACUUCCCCAAAAGACCGUCUGCUAUGGAGAAGAACUGUACCUGAUGAGUCUCUCACUACCCAAGCCGCCCCUGCAAUUUUCUUUUUCUUCUCCCAUUUGAAACCAAUAUUGCACUUGAGGAAAUCCACCAGAGGGCACUUCCAAGCAACUGGGGAUUGGAUAGAUGGAUCCCUAUGAUCAUCUGCCCUCCUUUCCAAAUUCUGAGCUACAUACCAUAAACGGGUUUCCUCUCGAGCUUUGUUUCCCAAAUGCUCACUGUCGAACAAAAAACCUUCAAAUAGCAAGUGAUUCCUGUUUUUCCAUAAAUACCAAAGUAUCCACGGGAAAACCUUCGUCAUUUCACUCAUUGUUUCAUCAACUUGCAAGGAAUUAAAAAGGAAGGCCAUGUUCACGUAAUAAUUGCCUGAUUGGAUUUAGAGUUUUCCCUUUUUUGGGCUUUAGUUUCUCUCUCGCUAAGUAUCCUUUUUUAGUGAGUGGAGCACAGCUGUCUUUCUAAAAAGUGACACGUCCACCACAAAACUUAUCUCUUCUGGUAGUUUUGCGGUGUAAUCUUCAAAAAUCUAGGGUUUGUUCAUAACUUUUACCGGCGGAGAAGUUAAAUUUUCAGAAAUUUCUGUAAAAUCAAGAUGUCAUACGCUAUGGAUAAAGCGUUGAUGGCUCUAUCGUUGGAAGAGGAAGAUGAACCGUUCGAUAUGCCUGAUCUUCCUCAGUACAAAUCGUGUGAAAGGAACUCCCGAAGUAUUAUCGGAAGGAUUCUUAAUCCAGACUGCCAGAAGAUGCCGGGUUUGAUUCGCGAGAUGCCAAGAACGUGGCAGAAGCAAGGGAAAGUUAGAGGAAUAGCUUUGUCCAAGGAACGGUUCCAGUUUGUUUUCGAUCAUGAACAUGAUCUGCUGGAGGUUCUAGAAAAAGGUGUUCAUACCUUCAACGACUGGACUUUAGCGAUUGAUCGAUGGGUGGAGAAGCCCCCUGAGGAUUACUUACAAUUCAUCCCUUUAUGGGUUCAAAUCAGAAAUCUCCCUGUCAAUUAUUAUACGAAGGAAGCUAUUACCGCUCUUGGUGAGAAGAUAGGUGCAGUCAAGGUGGUGGCUUUUGAUCCUGACAAGCCACAAGUGCAAGACUAUGUAAGGAUCCAAGUACGUUUCGAUGUCUCCAGACCACUACGGAAAUCAAAAGUUGUCAAUCUUCCGGAGGGAGGCUCUGCAGUGGUUCUCUUUAACUAUGAGAGAAUAAGAAAGCGAUGCUAUGAAUGUCAAAGAUUGAACCACAAAAAAGAUAUUUGUCCACUUCUGAAUAGGAAUCGACGGGAGGCUGCUGCUCUGAGGAGUGAGCGGGUUAUCAUGGACAGUCACAGAAAUGAAGUCAUCUUGCAUCAAGACGAUCCUCUGUUUGGGGUUCUUUCUGAAGAUCAAGUUGGAAUUUGCAAGAUGACAGGAAGAAGGAAAAUAGCGCCAGAGGUUUUGGAAGAAAUGAGAAGAUAUUUAUUAAUGGCAACAGAGGAAGAUAAGAAGAUUAGAAUUGACCGGGUCAGAUCAUCAGUAGCUGAAGCGGAGAAAGACCCUUUUCUGCAGAAGACAAUGUUGCGCUUAGAAACUGCUCCGACCUUUACCAAUCAAAUUGACAAAGGAAAAGGUGUUGUCUAUGAUUUCGACCUUAAUACUUCCGCUGAGCCAAGAUUGGAAGCCAAAGAUUCUGCUGACAAACUGAUGGCUUCUGCAAUCAAAGCUAAUAUCGCUGGUAGCUUGGUUCAUCGCUGGGAAGAUUUGAGGGUAUCAGAUAGAAAUGCGGAUCUUGGGAGUAUUGUUCAUCAGGCCUUCCUUCCUCAUGAACCUUCCUCGUCAAGGGUGUCAGAGAGAGGUCAUGAUUCGACAGCAAGCUUACAUGGGAACUCUACGGAAUAUGGUCCUGGAUACUUUGUGUCCAAGCCAUCCGGGGUUGUCCACAAAAGCUCUAAAUCGAGGAGAAGACCUUACAUCAAGAAAAGACGUGAACAACAAGGUCAGUCAUCAGGAAUUCUUCACCAGCUCUACGGUGAAAACGAAGGAACAGAGAAGCUCGGUUCUAAAAGAAAGGCGGGAGACGCUAUUUUGAAGGGUGACAAAAUGGCGCGACUCAAAGAAUCAAGGGUGGUCCCAAUGGAGGGACCGCCGAAGCCUCAAUGAGCAUUAUCUCCUGGAAUUGUCAGGGCCUGGGGCGGCCUCAGGGUCUGACAAUUCAACGCCUUAGGGAAAUGCGUCAAAAACGUUUCCCUGAGGUGCUACUGCUUAUGGAAACUAUGAAUACUAGGAAUGUUUUGGUUGACCUUCAGGUCUGGUUGGGCUAUGAUCAUGUAUAUACGGUGGAUCCUGUUGGACAUGCUGGGGGUUUGGCUAUUUUUUGGAAGAAAUCUGUAAAUAUAAAGUUUCUGGAUGUGCAUAAGAACUUGGUUGAUUGUAUAAUUCAGUUUGGCGACACCUCUUUUUUUGCGUCUUGUAUCUAUGGGCCGACGCAUUAUAAAAGAAGGGUCGAUCUCUGGGAAAGGAUCAGUAGAAUAGGUGUGAAUAGAAAGGAAAGCUUUUGCGUCUUUGGUGAUUUUAAUGAUAUUUUGCAUAACGGAGAAAAGACGGGUGGUGUCUGGAGACAAGAUGAGUCCUUCGCUCCUUUCAAUCAAAUGAUUAAUGCUUGUAAGCUAGAAGAGCUUCAGAGUCAUGGGAACGGUUUUACUUGGAGCGGGUUAAGGAGUAACUCUUGGGUUCAUACCAGACUAGACAGAUGUUUUGGAAACAGGGCUUGGUUCAAGAAGUUUCCUUGCUCUAACCAGACGUUUUUAGAUAAGCGUGGAUCGGAUCACAGGCCUGUUCUUAUACAUCUGAUUGAAAGCCAAGAAAAGUAUAGAGGUUGGUUCCGGUUUGAUAGAAGAUUCUUGGAGGUAGAAGGGGUUCAUGAUAGUGUGGCAAAUGCCUAGGAUUUUGCUACAAGUAACGGUUUGGGCUCAGUCUCAAAGGCUCUAAAAGCUUGCAGAAGAUCUCUAAGCGGUCUAAAGAAGCAUUCAAACAUGAAUUCAGGCGAUAGAAUUCACCAAGCUGAAGCUGCUCUGGAGCAUGAACAAUCAGCUUUACAACAAUCAACUGCUCGAAUUCGAUUGCUGAAAGAAGAUCUGGUUAAGGCCCAGAGAGAUGAAGAGACAUACUGGUGGCAGAAGAGCAGAGACAAAUGGCUUAGUCGAGGGGAUCGUAACUCUCAUUUUUUUCACAUCUCUGUGAACGCUGCUCGUGCAAGGAAUAACAUUGACAAGCUUGUCAACGCCGAGGGAGAGGAGGUCUUCUCAGAGGCUGCUAAGGGUGAAGUUGCAGUAGACUUUUUCAGAAAUCUCUUCAGGUCAACGAACCCUGCUCCAUUUACUGACUGGUUCAACGAUAUGCAACCAAGAGUUUCUGAUCAACUAAACAUGGAUCUGUUGAGACCUGUGACGAAUUUGGAAAUCAAAGAAGCGGUUUUUUCAAUAAAUCCGACGAAAGCUCCAGGCCCUGACGGUAUGUCAGCCCUUUUCUUUCAGAAAUUCUGGACUAUCAUUGAAGAGCAAGUGAUAGCGGAGGUGCAGAAAUUCUUUAACUUUGGUAUUCUACCAAAGGAAUGGAAUUACACACACUUGUGUCUGAUCCCUAAGAUUGCAGAUCCAAAGACAGUUUCAGAUUUAAGACCUAUUAGUCUUUGUUCGGUGAUCUACAAGAUUGUUUCAAAGAUUAUGGUCAGAAGACUUCAGCCUUGGUUGCAGGUCUUGAUCUCUCCAACGCAGUCUGCAUUUGUCUCCUAGAGACUGAUGUCUGACAACAUCACCAUUGCGCACGAGUUAGUUCACUCGCUAGGGGCUUCAGGCUCGUUUGCUUCAGACUUUAUGGUGGUAAAGACAGAUAUGUCAAAGGCUUUUGACAGAGUGGAAUGGGGUUAUUUGAGAUCACUCCUGCUAGCGCUUGGAUUCAAUGAGAGAUGGGUUAACUUGAUCAUGAAAUGCGUCACCACAGUAACGUAUUCAAUUCUGAUUAAUGACCAGCCUCAUGGAAUGAUUACGCCUAAAAGGGGUCUUAGGCAGGGAGAUCCCCUAUCCCCUUUUCUGUUUGUGCUGUGUACGGAGGGUUUAACUCAUUUGCUGUCAAAGGCUGAAAGGGAGAACAGAUUGUCAGGUCUGAGAUUUGGGGAGCACGGUCCCUCUAUUCAUCAUCUUCUUUUCGCUGAUGAUUGUUUAUUCUCUUGCAAAGCUGAUGAAGAUCAGAGUAAGACUUUGAUAGAAAUACUACAUCGCUAUGAAGCAGUCACUGGUCAGUCGAUCAACCCAAUUAAAUCUUCUAUUAUCUUCGGGAAAGGCGUUCUUGAGGAGAACAAAACUAAAGUAAAGCAGAAAUUGGGGAUUGAAUCAGAAGGUGGUGAGUCCAUGUACUUAGGACUUCCAGAAUGCUUCAAAGGGUCAAAGAUAAAGCUCUUUGCCUAUCUUAAAGAGCGGUUAGGUAGGAGGAUCUCGGGCUGGCAUGCUAGAACGCUCUCUCAAGGUGGAAAAGAGGUGUUGAUAAAAGCAGUGGGAUCAGCUUUACCUGUCUCUGCUAUGUCGGUUUUCAAAAUACCAAAGACGGUCAUUUCUUCUCUCUCGAAUGCUCUAGCAUCUUUCUGGUGGAGUAAUGUUGAGCACAAAAGGAAAAUCCACUGGUUGAGCUGGGAGAAAAUGUGCUUACCAAAGGCUUUGGGGGGUAUGGGCUUUAAAGAUUUAGAGUCUUUUAACCAGGCUCUCUUGGCAAAACAAGCGUGGAGGAUCUUUCACUUUGAUGACUGUCUGAUGGCGAGAGUGCUUAAAAGUAAAUACUUUGAAAGUUCUUCUUUCUUGAAUGCGCAGUUAGGAAGAAGACCUUCAUAUGCUUGGCGCAGUAUUCUUAAUGGGAGAGAGCUACUGAUGCAAGGGCUGAAGAUAUCAGUAGGUAAUGGAACUAGCCUAAAGGUUUGGUCUGAUCCUUGGAUGGAGGAUGAGGAGGGUUUGUGCAGGCCUCCUCUGAGGAAACAAAGCUUUUUCGACGCGAACCUGCAAGUCUCUUCACUGAUCAACGCUCAAACAAGAAGAUGGAGCCGCAGUCGUUUGCAAGAGCUCUUCGUUCCUGCAGAUAUUAAAGUUCUUAUGCGCAAUCAACCGGUGGUAUCAGAGCCAGAUUCCUCUUUUUGGAAGCACACUCCAAAUGGAAUCUAUUCUGUCAAAACUGGAUAUGACCUUGCUUUUUGGAGAAACAACUCGGCUCUCCUUCACUUACAGCAAGCUCAACCGUCUCUGCAUCCCUUGACGGCUCAGGUAUGGAAUCUGAAGGCUCCUCCAAAGGUUAAGGUCUUCGUAUGGAAAGCUCUUUCUGGAGCUUUAUCUGUCUUUGAUUGCCUUAGUGCCCGAGGAAUAAAAUGUGACACGGUAUGCCAAUCAUGUGGAGAGGACGGUGAGUCUAUUAACCAUGUUUUGUUCUCCUGUACUUUGGCAAGACAAGUGUGGGCAGUUUCAGGGUUUCCUUCGCCUCGGGGUGGGUUUGAUGCUGCGUCUAUUUAUGCAUGAUUUGAUAACUAGCUUCUUCUUUUGGUAAUAUAUUUUAAAAUCAAAAGAAAUCAGAAGCACUUUGGAUUUACCAAAUAUAGACAAUAAUCAUGAUUCCGAUCCAUAUCAUGACAUGUAAUCUUGUUGUCUUACUAAAUCAUACCUGUAACGUGGAUUAAAAAUGUUAAUACCAGUCUUGUCGUGACAACCUGAUGUAACGACGCGUGAAAUUUAUCACUGGACCUACAUCAACUCAACAAACGUAUCGAGCAACGAAGGGGCAAGGGCAAUUAUGUCAUCUCAAUUUCAAGACUACUGAUUAGAUGGAAGUUGGUAGAGAGACUGGGAAGUGACACUGAGUCACUGACCGUUGCCGUUUUGGAGCCCUUGGUAUGGAAGUACAUGAGAAUAGAUGAACACAUUUCAUAGGAUUUUGUAGAUCGGCCCCGGGUAUUCGUAAGUGAUCCUCUUAAUGUGUUUGUGGGUACAUAUGAAUGUUUUUAAUUUUUUAAGUUUGUUAUCGCUGAAAGAGAUUACAGUUAAAAUGAUUUUGGAGUUGAUCUGUAAUCUAAUUCGUGCUGGUUAUUCUGAAUAUUCUUGCAAGAACAGGUUUCUUAGAAAUAGUUUUGGUUUUGAUCUUCUGGCCAAUCUGCUUUUGAAUGUUAAUGUAAAAUCAAUGUGCAUUUUUAUAAUACUCAGAUAGUCAGAUAUUCUACAUGAUUACCUAUUUAGUCUUUGAGAUCUUUCCAUAUAUAAUUUUGUUUUAGCUUGUACAGUUGUACUCUAUGAAGAUAAAUUUUACUUAAUCGUGAGCCAUGUUGUAAUGAUUAGAUGACGUAUUUUAAAUCUGGUCUCUUUUGCCAUAUAGGUGGACUGUUCUUUGUUUUUGUUGAUUUUCUCUGUCUGCACCUUCAAGCUCUUGUCAUCAAUAUUUUCACCCAUUGCUUCAUUCUCUAAAGCUGAAAAGUUUGUAUGCUCUCUAAGGACAAAUUCAAUUCUCAAUUAUGUACAGGCUCUAGGGACUAAUUCAAUUCACAUUCUCGGUAGUCUUUUUAACCGAAACAUACAUACUCCUAUUUGUUUAGGUUUUAUUAAACAUUAUUUUUCUU
Brassica rapa (field mustard) is the source of this 13970-nucleotide messenger RNA. RefSeq lists its product as uncharacterized. The record is from RefSeq and is a predicted model, not a curated record. NCBI's taxonomy places the organism in Eukaryota, Viridiplantae, Streptophyta, Magnoliopsida, Brassicales, Brassicaceae.